AUGGGCACAACAUCUAAUACGCCAACAAAAAUGUCCGUCACUAUGUGCGCAACCACGGAGUCCGUGGACAGAACGCUUCAACGCUGUUUGGACAUUGAAGAUGUUCCUACAGUGGUCAAAAGUAGUCCCGAUGAAGAAGAGUGUGAAAGAAUAUAUACCACUACUACGUCGCGUCAACCAUGUGGAAGAUACAAAAUCCACCUGCCCUUUAAACCAAAUCCACCAGUAUUGGGGGACUCAAGAGACCAAGCAGCACAACGUUUAUUCCAGCUCGAAAAACGGCUUGAGAAAUCUCCGGAAUUAAGAAAUGAAUACAAUGAGGCGAUGAGGGAGUAUUUACGAACGGGACAUAUGAGAAAAGUAGAUCCAACCCUGACUGAUAGCCAGGCGUCAUAUUACAUUCCCCAUCAAGCAGUUAUACGUCCUGAAAGUUCCACCACAAAAAUGCGUAUUGUCUUUGAUGCAUCAGCGAAAACAUCUUCUGGUAGAUCAUUAAAUGAUAAUCUCCUCUGUGGACCUAAACUACAACAAGACCUACCGAUUAUCGUUCUUAGAUUCCACCUUCAUGCAAUUGUGUUUACUUCCGAUGUAAAACAGAUGUUUAGACAGAUAGUCGUCACUGAACCUCAUCGACCAUACCAGCGGCUUUUAUACUGA
Messenger RNA from Macrosiphum euphorbiae (potato aphid), 657 nucleotides. NCBI's taxonomy places the organism in Eukaryota, Metazoa, Arthropoda, Insecta, Hemiptera, Aphididae. The record is from the annotation of a GenBank genome assembly.